Messenger RNA from Dufourea novaeangliae, 953 nucleotides. RefSeq names its product 3-oxoacyl-[acyl-carrier-protein] reductase FabG-like. The transcript has 4 exons. The record is from RefSeq and is a predicted model, not a curated record. Gene Ontology annotation, molecular function: oxidoreductase activity. The coding region runs from base 75 to 836 and encodes 253 amino acids. NCBI's taxonomy places the organism in Eukaryota, Metazoa, Arthropoda, Insecta, Hymenoptera, Halictidae.
UAGUUGAAUAACAACCAAGAAAGUGCAAAAACUAAGAGUACUUUUUUAAGAAUAUUUUAAAGUCCUACUACACGAUGGCAUUUUCGGGAAAAGUUGUGUUAAUAACUGGAGCCAGCUCUGGUAUUGGAGCAGCAGCAGCUGUGCACUUUUCUCAGCUUGGAGCAUCACUGUUAUUAACAGGUCGUAAUUUAGAAAAUUUAAAUGAUGUUGCUAAGAAAUGUAAACCUAAUAAACCGAUUAUUGUAACUGGAGAAUUAAAUAAUGAAGCUGAUGUAAAAAAUAUUAUCGAUGCUACUAUUAAGCACUACGGUAAAUUAGAUGUUCUGGUUAACAAUGCGGGUAUACUGGAAAAUGGAAGCAUAGAAAAUACUUCUCUGGAACAGUAUGAUAGAGUGUUCAAUACAAAUGUACGAACAGUAUAUAAUUUAACGAUGUUAGCUGUUCCUCACAUCGUAAAAACUAAGGGUAAUAUUGUGAAUGUAUCAAGUGUUUGUGGAAUAAGAGCAUUUCCAAAUGCUUUGUCAUAUUGCAUGAGUAAAGCAGCGGUUGAUCAAUUUACAAGGUGUAUUGCUCUUGAACUUGCAGAAAAACAAGUACGAGUAAAUGCUGUGAAUCCAGGUGUUGUACAAACAAAUCUUCAUAAAAGAAGUGGAAUGAAGGAUGAACAGUUAAAAUCAUUUUUUGAACACAGUAAAGAUACUCAUGCACUUGGUAGAACAGCAGAUGUUACUGAAGUAGCAAAAACAAUUGCAUUUCUGGCAAGUGAUGAUGCUAGUUUUAUUACAGGUGCAACUGUACCCAUAGAUGGUGGUAGACAUGCCAUGUGUCCUCGUUAAUUUGCAUUCCCUUAAAAUUGAUUUCGAACAGAGAUUAAUUCCAAUAUCGAUACAUUUAUACAGUUUCUAAGAUACUAUAUUUUUUACUGAAAAAUGUUGUUACAUAUGUCAAGGUUA